Molecule: messenger RNA, 726 nt
Organism: Penicillium samsonianum
Lineage: Eukaryota; Fungi; Ascomycota; Eurotiomycetes; Eurotiales; Aspergillaceae
Exons: 1
Coding region: 1-726 (241 amino acids)
Source: RefSeq, a predicted model, not a curated record
AUGUGUCAUUCAAUUAUCUGGUACUACGCUCUGUGCCAGCACCAAGACCAGGAUGCAACCUACCUAAUCGCGUGCCACAGAGCCUACCUAACGGGCUACGAGUGCACCGAAGAGCAAAGCGCAUGGCAUUUCUCACUUAUAGGGAAUUGUCUGCAAUGCAAGCUUGAUCAGCUGAUGCUACGCCACUCUAUCUUCCGCGAAUGGCGGAGAGAAGAUUUUUUGGCUGCACUAAACGAUGCAUUCCAAUAUAGUGACGAAGACGACUGGACUAUCGAUGACAGUGAUGCUGAGGAAUUAGACAUGGAAACGUUGUUCUCCCAGUCUCCCAGCUUGACUAGUAGGACGUUCACUGACCGAGCUGAGAACCGGGGGACCCGUGCAUCGUUCCAUAGGGGUCCGGCACACAUGCCGACCCUAGUGCAACAGUCAUCGCCUCACUUGUCUUGUGUCGCUUUGGUUGAAUAUUCUAAUGAUUACGCAGAUGAUGAAGAAGAGCCUUUGCAAAAACCUCAGACCCAGACGAGCCGGAGCUGGCGCUCUUGGAUUCCUCUUCCUACUAGGUUGGUACGCAACCAGCAGACCCCUGCAUAUUUGGCGUUUAUCACUGAUGAUAAUAUGUCGGGCGCAGAGCUUUUGCUCGGCACUUCUAAGCCAAAGAAACAUCAUCGGAAUCGGACUUGGCGUUCCUGGAUUCCCCUUCCUGUUAAGAAGGUGUCGGGGCAAUAG